UUGAAAUUUUUAAAUCUUUAAUGAAUAUGAUGAGUAAUGAUCUUAAUUCUAUCAGUAAUGAUUUUCCAAUAUUUUAUCGUUUUUCUGUGAAAAAACGAAAACAAAUAAUAAAGAAAAUAUAUGAAUUGGAAUUAAAAGUACAAGAAUUUUUAUUGGUGAUUGGAGUUAUAGCCUUUGUGUUUGAUGAUGAGAUUAACCAUAUUAAUCAAAUGAUUCAUAAUCUUAAAUAUUCAAGAAUUAUGUUACGCAGUAAUAUUCGAAAGGUUUUGGUGGAAAUAACAAAGUUUUUGAACGACAUUGAUAAGAGUUCCAUUGUUGAAAC
Cetraspora pellucida is the source of this 322-nucleotide messenger RNA. The record is from the annotation of a GenBank genome assembly. NCBI's taxonomy places the organism in Eukaryota, Fungi, Glomeromycota, Glomeromycetes, Diversisporales, Gigasporaceae.